Ochotona curzoniae (black-lipped pika) is the source of this 1198-nucleotide messenger RNA. Its product is annotated as casein kinase I-like. The transcript has a single exon. The coding region runs from base 170 to 1093 and encodes 307 amino acids. Gene Ontology annotation, cellular component: cytoplasm; nucleus. The record is from RefSeq and is a predicted model, not a curated record. Gene Ontology annotation, biological process: peptidyl-serine phosphorylation; signal transduction; negative regulation of canonical Wnt signaling pathway. Lineage: Eukaryota; Metazoa; Chordata; Mammalia; Lagomorpha; Ochotonidae. Gene Ontology annotation, molecular function: protein serine/threonine kinase activity; ATP binding.
CCGUGACUGUGUUCCCAUCGGCGGAUUCGCUGCCCCGGGAAGCAGGUAAGGUUUAAGUCGUUCCUGCAGUGUGGACGAGCUCCUGAGGCUGCGGUCCGUCCCCGACCCCAACGCCGCCUUCCACCCGGAAGUGCGGGGGCCUGGACUCGGUCUCCAUCUUCAUCUCAGGAUGGCGAGCAGCAGCAGCGACUCCAGGCCCGUGUUAGUUGUCGGAGGGAAGUAUAAGCUGGUACGGAAGAUCGGGUCUGGCUCCUUCGGGGACAUUUAUCUGGCGGUUAACAGCACCAACGGUGAGGAAGUGGCGGUGAAGCUAGAAUCGCGGAAGGCCAGCCAUUCCCAGCUGCUGUACGAGAGCAAGGUCUAUAGGAUCCUUCAGGGUGGGGUCGGCAUCCCCCACAUGCGCUGGUAUGGUCAGGAGAAAGACUACAAUGCCCUGGUCUUGGAUCUUUUGGGGCCCAGCCUCCAGGAUCUCUUCACGUUCUGUUCAAGAAAGUUCACGAUGAAAACCGUGCUUAUGUUGGCUGACCAGAUGAUCAGUAGAAUUGAAUAUAUGCAUACAAAGAAUUUCAUACACAGAGACAUUAAGCCGGAUAAUUUCCUCAUGGGCAUUGGACGUCACUGUAAUAAGCUAUUCCUGAUUGAUUUUGGUUUGUCCAAAAAGUACCGAGACAACAGGACCAGGCAACACAUCCCAUACAGAGAAAAUAAGACCUUCACAGGCACUGCCCGGUACGCCAGCAUCAACGCCCAUCUCGGCAUCGAGCAGAGUCGCCGAGAUGACAUGGAGUCGUUAGGGUAUGUUUUGAUGUAUUUCAAUAGAACCAGCCUGCCAUGGCAGGGGCUAAAGGCCGCAACAAAGAAACAGAAAUACGAAAAGAUCAGCGAAAAGAAGAUGUCCACUCCUGUUGAAAUUUUAUGUAAGGGGUUUCCUUCAGAAUUUUCGAUAUACUUGAACUACUGUCGCGGUCUGCGCUUUGAGGAGGUCCCUGACUACAUGUAUCUGAGGCAGCUAUUCCGCAUCCUUUUCAGGAACCUGAACCACCAUUAUGACUACACGUUUGAUUGGACAGUAUUGAAGCACAAUGUAGCCUAGCAGGUGGCCUCUUCAGUGGGGAGGUUCCAGCAGACCCAAGCACGCCAGUUUCUAAGCAUGAGUUGUGGAACAGAACAAGGGAAACAGAUGAACAGAACAUUUGUU